GGGGCGUGCGCGCUGCAUAGGGACACGCGCUCUGGGCCACAGCAACUCGCCCCAAGUUCCCUCCCUCGCUCUCCGGCGAAGCCUGCCUGAGCCCUCCCACUCGGUGCAGAGCGAAGGAACCUUCGCGGCCGCCGCCAGCCCGGGCUCUCCGUGGCCUCGCUUCCCGGGCCCCCUUGGCCAGCGCCGUCCGCUCUCAGCCCGCGGCCCCGCGGUGGCGGCGGCGAGGACUCGGCGGCCCCUGCGGCCCGCGCUCGGCCCUCCGGCGGCCCCGACCCUCCUUGCCCGCCGUCCCCGGGAACCCGGCGCCCGGCUCGGGCCGCACCGCACCGCACGCCAAGGAGCGCGGCCGAGGACUUGCGUGAGACCAACUCCUUCUCAGUUAUGAAGCUGCCCAAUCAAAUGCAAGUCAGAAAACAGGAAAAGUUGAAGAUGCAUACAGCAGAUCCAAAUCCCCAACUGGACAUCCAGAGCACCUGUCCUGUUCUUUCUGGUCUUGAAUCGAAAGUUGACAAGACUCUCUAAGACCUGAAAAGGAAAUAAAAGAUAUUUCGUGCUGCAGAGAGUACUUCAAGACAGGAAGGAUUCCCUGUGUCUUCUGCCUACCUUCUCUAAAAUCCUCAUUUCUCUUUCAACUCUGCCUGCAGUUGAACACAAAGACCUGGAGGAGACUCCCACAUCCUUCGGGGAGAAGAAAGGAGGCAGCGAAGCAGAUUAAAGGAACUUGUGGCUUGUGGCCUUUUUGUGCAGGGGCUGCCUGUAAGGGGGAAAGUAAAUUAAAGCCACAGUGGCGGUUAAUGAGCUGUGAGAUGAGGCGCUGCUGCUGCUGCUGCUGACACUCAGAUUCCAGGAUCCGUCUGCUGCCCUUUGUGCUUCAUGUACAUGUGUCUAUUCAGCGCAUCCGGAGGCGCCCAGAAGAGAAUCCAACACGGCUGCCGGGGAGAGACCACCCACCAUGCCCACGGAGACCCUACAGACAGGUAGCAUGGUGAAGCCGGUCAGCCCCGCCGGCACCUUCACCUCGGCGGUCCCCCUGCGCAUCCUCAACAAAGGACCCGACUACUUUCGCAGGCAGGCCGAGCCCAACCCGAAAAGACUCAGCGCCGUGGAGAGGCUGGAAGCGGAUAAGGCGAAGUAUGUCAAGAGUCAGGAGGUCAUCAACGCCAAGCAGGAGCCCGUGAAGCCGGCCGUGCUGGCCAAGCCCCCGGUGUGCCCCGCCACCAAGCGCGCCCUGGGCAGCCCCACGCUCAAAGUGUUCGGCAGCAGCGCCAAGACCGAGAGCGGUGUGCAGAGGGAGAAUCUGAAGCUCGAGAUCCUGAAAAACAUCAUCAACAGCUCCGAAGGCUCCAGCUCGGGCUCCGGGCACAAGCACAGCUCCCGAAACUGGCCGCCCCACAGGCCGGACGCCACCGACCUGCACCGGCACUCCUUCGCUGAGUCCCUGAAGGUUUACCCGACGCAGGGCCGCGGCAGCCCGCAGGAAAGCAGCUCCCACGUGGGCAGGAGGCUGCUGGACCAGUCGGCCGAGUCCUUCCUCCACGUCUCCCACAGCUCCUCGGACAUCCGCAAAGUGACCAGUGUUAAGCCCUUAAAAGCGAUCCCCUGCAGUAGCUCCGCCCCUCCCCUGCCACCCAAACCCAAGGUCGCCGCCAUCGCCACCAUGAAGUCUCCCGAAGCCGACCCUGUGGAACCCGCUUGUGGAGUCAGCCGAAGACCCUCCCUCCAGCGGUCUAAGUCAGACUUGAGUGACAGAUAUUUCCGGGUGGACGCAGACGUGGAGAGGUUCUUCAACUACUGCGGACUGGACCCCGAAGAGCUGGAAAACCUCGGAAUGGAAAACUUUGCAAGGGCUAAUUCUGACAUAAUAUCCCUCAACUUCCGCAGCGCAAGCAUGAUCAGCUCAGACUGUGAACAGUCUCAGGACAGUAACAGUGACCUUAGAAAUGAUGACAGUGCCAAUGACCGGGUGCCAUAUGGCAUUUCUGCGAUCGAAAGAAAUGCUAGGAUCAUCAAGUGGUUAUAUAGCAUCAAACAAGCUAGAGAGUCACAGAAGGUCUCCCACGUGUAAGAGAAAGUGCGUGCGGAGGAGGGAGGGGUGGGUCUCUGUUUGUGCAUCCGCAGUUGUGAAGGUUGUGAGGUCUCCUUGAAGUGUUGUGAGCUUCUCCACUCUCUUUGUGUUGCUUGUUGUGCAAUGUUUUAAAGUUGCAUGCCUGUCAACAUGGGGACUGACCUGGCUUCCGCGUCAACCAUCGCUGCCGAGCCUGGCUUGACUCAGUCAUCUGCCAAAAGUUUCAGGCCAGAAUCUAAUUAGGGCUUCAAUCUUAAGCAAAACUGUUUACACGAUACAGUAUACAACUUCUUCAAUAUUUAUGUGGUUCUUGUGUUUUUAUAUCCCACGCUAUUGUGUCUUAAUUAAAAGUUUUAUCAACUGGCUUUUAAGUUGAGAGUAGAAUCUUUUUCAAAUAAAAAGCUAAUUUGCCUAUAUGUGAGAUGGAAACAAUGGGAAAAUACAUGGGAUCUGCUACCAAACAGAUGUAGUGACUGACCUAGGGUAGAAGAAUCAGGCUGGGUUUCUGAGGAAGAAAGUGGUGAGCCUGGAUGUUAGUCAUUUACAUAUUGAAAUUCUCCUGCCCUGCUGCUUACUAAAGUCACGGUUGGGGCAACAAAGCUACGUUUUGUGUCCUAUUCGGUGUAUAAAUGUUGGUGGUUCUAUGUAAUACUGACCCUAAGGAAAGACAAUCAGAUACAAUGGAGGUGAUUACAUCUGGGAGGUUGGGUGUUUGGGGCUUUUAUUGAUGUUCUGGUUUGGGUUGAUUGAGAAAUUUCUAUAUUAAUCUUUUGACAGGAAUGAUCACCCUAAAGUUGAUACUGAAUGUCUUUUUUUAAAAAAAGUUUGUUUUUUGAUCAAGAACUAAUUCCAUGCUGAUUCUCUUCCCUCCCUUUGUUGUUGUUGUUUUUUUUGGGAGAGCGGAGUGGGGUUUGGGCUUGUUGGGCUAUGCGAAGACAUGAACACAAACGGAAAUAGCAGCCAUAUCCGCAGAGAGCCUCCUCUUCAAAGUGGAUCCCUUUGGGAGCUGAGCCCUGUCUGAGCAGUGUGGUGGCGGUGUCUUGCAUACGUUACUCUCAGGCUGUGGACGUUCGUUGCAGCUCUAGGAAACUGUAGAAACCCGACACUAUGUAGCUUGUCCACCCUGCAGCUCCUAGUGCUGCGUAUCACCUUGUUCCCGCUCCCCGGUAGCCUGUCUUCCAGGUGGUGCAGUCCGCUGCCAGCCGACGGCCGGUUGUGGUGUGGUCCCAGAGCGGGAACCUGCAGUGGUCUGCUUCAUUGCUCUUGUAGUCGUGCUCUCGAGUUCUCAGCAGCACUACCUUAGACUUCAUCAGCUGAUAGGAAACUUUUUAUGGUGUAAAUGCUGUAAGACUUUGUACAUACUUCGGUUGUUAUGAAAUCUUUAAGGAAAAACAAGAAAAAGUUACACUAAUAAAUCGUUCUGGUGCAGGCACUCGUGGUGGUGGUUUCUCUUUGUGCUUUCCUUCAUUCCCUCCACGAAGGUUAAGUUUGAACUGUGAGCCAGAAGCAGAUUUUCGAUAGUCUUGAAGAGACAUGAUUUCUUGUUAUUUUCACCAUAUCCCAAUUAUUCUGAACAGCACUGUUCUUAAUUGUAGCUAUCGCAGUGUGCUUUUGCUAAAGUGGUUUCAUCAAGGUUCCUAAAAUAUGCUGCUGCAGCUUUACUUAGUUCACACUCCUGUUAUUUUUAUCUUUUCUUAAACAUCAGAAUUCUUCACACCUUCCCCAAGACUCUUCAGGUGUAAAUAUUUAUGAGUUCUUUCAGUGGAGACACACCUUUGAAAUUUAUAGCCUUGUUCUCAUUUGUACAAGCCCAGCAUCAUUCACAGGACACGUGUUCGUACAUUUGUCCACUCAGUGAUUCAUCUCUCUUUCUGUGGGUCAUUUGUUGAGAGGCCCUCUCGUUCAAGCCUCACGUAGGCACGGGACUGCCGCCAUCCCCGGCGCAGUCUCUGCCUCGAGCAACUGAGAUUGCACAUUUAUUUUAAGAGAAAUAUCAUUCCUCUUAGUGGACGUGUAGGACAUUGAGUAUUCACUGAGUACUCACUGCAUCACGUUA
Molecule: messenger RNA, 4121 nt
Organism: Equus quagga
Lineage: Eukaryota; Metazoa; Chordata; Mammalia; Perissodactyla; Equidae
Gene: FAM110B
Product: family with sequence similarity 110 member B
Exons: 5
Coding region: 953-2065 (370 amino acids)
Source: RefSeq, a predicted model, not a curated record